Messenger RNA from Arabis nemorensis, 690 nucleotides. Lineage: Eukaryota; Viridiplantae; Streptophyta; Magnoliopsida; Brassicales; Brassicaceae. The record is from the annotation of a GenBank genome assembly.
AUGGAGAGUGUUAUAAGCAUAUACAAAAGCUUGAAUGCAGCUGUUAGUGUUCAUCGUCCACAGUUACAGAUUCGGAAUGAUUGCAACUACAAGAACGAUACACUGAACAAUCCAAACAGCCAAAAAGACAGUGGAUCUGAAGAUUCUGAGAUUCUUCACAAGGAUGUGAUCAAGCGGAGUGGUAGUGAUUCCUCUAGUCGUGAUGGUUCUCCUCUUCCAACCUCAGAAGAAAGCAAUCCAAGACCUAAGCAUCAGAAUUGGACUAAGCAGCAGAUGAUUCCAAACUCGCAGGAAAUUAAUCCAAAUCCUAAGACUCAGGAUCAGACUGUGCAGCUGUUGAUAGAGAGCCUCCGGUCAUAUGAUUUUCAGCCUGAAUCAGACAAUGAUCCCACUGAUCAUGUACCCGAACAAGCUGCGAAAAAGAAGUGUGACAUCACCUCUUCUGAAGCAAUGGAAAAUCAUCAGAAAGUCCCCAAGAGGCAGAAGAACCUGAUGCAAAAAGCUGCUGAUAUCGACUUUAACGACAACUACAGUGCAAACUCUGAUGAUCAGUUAAAUGGAAAAACCUCAAAGGGAUCAGAUUUUAUCACACCUGUAAUUUCAGAUCAACCAUCAUCAAACAUAACCAUAUGUGGAUUCUGCCAGUCUGCUAGAGUAUCUGAGGUAAUCAUCUUACUCAUGCCCCUAUGA